UCACCAUGCCACCAAAGGACACGGAGCUGUACGACCUCCUCGGCGUCAAGCCCGAGGCUACCGACAUUGAGCUCAAGAAGGCGUACCGUAAGCUGGCGAUCAAGUGGCACCCAGACAAGAACCCGUCCGAGGAGGCCGAGGCCAAGUUCAAGGAGAUCGGCGAGGCGUACCAAAUCCUCAGCGACCCGGACCAGCGCGCAUUCUACGACAAGGUCGGGCGUCAGGCCAUGAAUGCGCCCGAGAGCGCGAUGGAGGACCCCGAGGCCAUCUUCUCCAAGCUCUUUGGCGGCGAGGCCUUUGUCGACUACAUUGGCGAGAUUGCGCUCGUCAAGGAUUUUACGAGCACGAUGGACGUCGUCAUGUCCCCGGAGGAACGGGCCGAGAUGGAGGCGGCCAAGAACGAGGCUGAGGAGCGCCCGGGCUCGCCGAGCAAGUCUGGGACUGCUUCGCCAAGCAAGCGCGACUCGGUGCCCCCGGCCGCCAAGCCUGCGUCGCCGACCAAGCCUGCGUUCACUGGCGCGGCUGAGACUACGCCUGAGGCUGCGGCUGCAGCUGAGCAGAAGCCCGUCACAGCAGAGGGCUCGGGCGCCGGCUCGGGCGUUGGUUCGACCGUCGGGACGCCCGCCUCGGCGUCCGCCACCGACAAGAAGAAGGAGGCGGGCAAGGCCAAGCUCACGGCCGAGCAGAAGGCCAAGCUCGAGGCGCUCGAGCAGGAGAACCAGCAGCGCCGUGAAACCCGCAUCAAGGACCUCACGACCAAGCUUCUUACGCGUAUCCGGCCGUACGUCGACGCCAAGCACCCCGGUGAGGCCAACGACCCGGAGACCAAGGCGUUCGAGGCGAGGAUACGCACCGAAGCCGAGGACCUCAAGCUCGAGAGCUUUGGCGUCGAGCUCCUGCACACCAUCGGCACGGUUUACGUCACCCGCGCGGGCAACUUUGUCAAGAGCAAAAAGUACUUUGGCGGAGGCUUCUUCGGGCGUCUCAAGGAGAAGGGCGGCUUCGUCAAGGAGAGCUUUGGCAUGCUGUCCAGUGCGCUCAACGUCCAGGCGGCGAUGCAGGAGAUGGAGCGUCUCGAGGCCAAGGGUACGGCGACGCCCGAGGAGAUUGCCGCGCUCGCCGAGGACUUGAGCGCCAAGAUGCUGCUCACGACGUGGCGCGCCACGCGCAUCGAGGUCAUCACUAUCCUCGGGCCUGUGAUUGACGCCGUCCUCCACGAGCCCGGGAUCUCCAAGGACCUGGCGGUGCGCCGCGCCAAGGCGAUCAUGGCCAUCGGGAACAUCUUCAAGUCGAUCGAGGACGACGAGGACGCCGAGGAGCGGCGUGAGCUCGAGCGCCUCGUCGCGUCGGCCGCAGGCAAGAAGAAGAAGGAGAAGAAGGAGAAGAGCCGGCGCGCAUCGCCCGCUACGCCAGACGAGAAGCCCGAGCCUGCGAAGUAGGCUGCCAUCCUCAUUCAUAGACUUCCGUAUCGUUAGCAUGCCACUGCCUAAUAUGUUGC
Messenger RNA from Cutaneotrichosporon oleaginosum, 1498 nucleotides. RefSeq lists its product as uncharacterized. Gene Ontology annotation, biological process: protein import into peroxisome matrix. NCBI's taxonomy places the organism in Eukaryota, Fungi, Basidiomycota, Tremellomycetes, Trichosporonales, Trichosporonaceae. Gene Ontology annotation, cellular component: cytosol. The record is from RefSeq and is a predicted model, not a curated record.